AUGCUGCUGAUAUUCCGCUGGCUGUUGCUACUAUGGGCGUGGUUUGCGGUUGCCCUUGGCUUCCUGCCGUUUGACUCCCCCGAGUUCUGUCUGCAAAAUAUCACCCUGACGUGCAACACCACCUUCCACUACAUCGACAACAUCAAUGCCGCCCUCCGGACCAAAGUGAGCCAGCUCGCCACUACCGACUACGUGCGCUACUUCAAGCUUGAUUUGGACAAGCAGUGCAAAUUCUGGAACGCCCAGCACUUCUGCGCCACGGAAAACUGUGCCGUGGAGGUGUUGGCCGAUGACCAGUAUAACUGGACCGACGUUGCCGACGACGACUUAAAGCCCCUGCGGUUGGGCAAAAUUUACCAGCCCACCGAUACUCCUGGCGGUCCUAAGCACGGUGCCAACACCUGUGAGGAUUUGGACUACUGCCACAUCGAUGACGGCCACCUGUGUGUCUACGUCGAUUUGGUGGAAAACCCGGAACGGUUUACUGGUUAUGGUGGUGCCCAGCUGUUUGCGGUGUGGAAAGCGAUUUAUUCCGAGAACUGCUUCCCCAAUACUAACCCGAUGCUGAUGACGCUGGCGACCCCCGAAAAGUGUGUGGAGAAAAACUUAUUCUACCGCUUAGUGCUGGGGAUGCAUGCGCUGAUUGCCGUCCACUUAUCCAAUGAGUACUUGAACCCCACGACGGGCGAGUUCUACCCCAAUUUGGCGGUGUUUAUGGAGCGGGUGGGCCAGUUCAACGACCGGUUAUCCAACAUCUAUUUCAAUUACGCCCUUGUGUCGCAGGCAUUGGUCAAAGUGAACCAGUUGGUGCCGCUUUCCCAGUUUAUCACCUCCAACGAGAACACGUUGGUGGUGCUGACGAUGCGCCACUGCAAUGUCAGCGACGCUGUCUACCCCUUUGACAGCGACACCGACUCCGUCGCCGCCAGCCUCGUCGACGAGAUCGUCCCCGUGCUCGGCCAGGAGACGCUCUUUGACACCCUGACCCUCUUCAAUCCCGCCACCACUCCGCCAAACUUGAAGAACGAGUUCCGGCUGCGGUUCAAGAACAUCCUGGCGAUCAUGGACUGUGUUGGCUGCGACCGCUGCCGCAUGUGGGGCAAGGUGCAGACGAUCGGUUACGGCACCGCUCUCAAGAUCUUGUUUGAGGACGACGUUGACAACUUACACUUCCGCCGUAUCGAGAUCGUGGCGUUGCUCAACACCUUCGACCGGUUGCUGAAGCUGUUGGAGGCGAUUGCCAACUUCAAGCAAAUGUACUUGCAGCACCUCGACGACGUGCGCGCGGGCAAGGCUAAGCGGGGCGAUUACGAGUCGCGCUCGUUUGCGUUCCCUAUGAAUGGCGCUCGGAGUCCGUUCACUCUUGAUAGCGGUGCCACCGGUAAAGAUGAGACUAAGUCAGCUCCGCAAACGUCGUCGGUACCUGACAAAAACCCCGACACCCCUCUCCUGGCGUGGGAGAAGUUUCAAGGGGAAUGGGCGGCGGCGAUGGAUGAGUUCAAGCUCGCGGCCCAUUUCGUAUUGCGCAGCUAUCUCAACUUCCCCCGCUUGGUGUGGAACACGGCCUGGCUUUACUUGCUGACCUACUGGGACUACUUCCUCGGGAAGACGGUGUACGUAGACCCCACGGUGGUGUCGAUGCACAGCUAG
Diutina rugosa is the source of this 1650-nucleotide messenger RNA. It is a transcript of the gene ERO1, whose product is annotated as ER oxidoreductin. NCBI's taxonomy places the organism in Eukaryota, Fungi, Ascomycota, Pichiomycetes, Serinales, Debaryomycetaceae. The coding region runs from base 1 to 1650 and encodes 549 amino acids. The transcript has a single exon. Gene Ontology annotation, cellular component: endoplasmic reticulum membrane; endoplasmic reticulum. Gene Ontology annotation, biological process: protein folding in endoplasmic reticulum. Gene Ontology annotation, molecular function: protein-disulfide reductase activity; FAD binding; thiol oxidase activity. The record is from RefSeq and is a predicted model, not a curated record.